Pipistrellus nathusii (Nathusius's pipistrelle) is the source of this 321-nucleotide messenger RNA. NCBI's taxonomy places the organism in Eukaryota, Metazoa, Chordata, Mammalia, Chiroptera, Vespertilionidae. The record is from the annotation of a GenBank genome assembly.
AUGCUUACACACGCGGUGACGCGCGCUUUGCGCAAGAACAAGACCCUUCGCUACGGGGUCCCCAUGUUGUUAUUGGUUGUUGGAGGUUCUUUUGGUCUUCGUGAGUUUUCACAAAUCCGUUAUGAUGCUGUGAAGAUUAAAAUUGAUCCUGAAUUAGAAAAAAAACUGAAAAUGAAUCAAGUGUCAUUGGAAUCAGAGUAUGAGAAAAUAAAGGAGUCUGCUUUUGAUGACUGGAAGAAUAUUCGAGGACCCAGGCCUUGGGAAGAUCCUGACCUCCUCCAAGGACGAAAUCCAGAAACCCUGAAGACUAAGACAGCUUGA